This is a messenger RNA of Molossus molossus (Pallas's mastiff bat), 1314 nucleotides long. RefSeq names its product lysine rich coiled-coil 1 (gene KRCC1). The coding region runs from base 343 to 1104 and encodes 253 amino acids. NCBI's taxonomy places the organism in Eukaryota, Metazoa, Chordata, Mammalia, Chiroptera, Molossidae. The transcript has 3 exons. The record is from RefSeq and is a predicted model, not a curated record.
GUCAGCCGCCGAUGGUGGCGGCGACUUCCCCUCAGGAAUCCCGGUCUCCGCCUCCUCCUCCCCCCACGCCUGCUCGGCGGCGGAGGCGGCGGUGGCGGCAGCGGUUGUUCCUGCCUCUCCGCCUCCUCCACCUGGCCUACCCCCGGCCGGCGGCGUUGGCGGGGAGCGGGACAGUAGUUGUAGACGCCCGCCCCUGCCUCAAAGAAGCUCCCCAGUUGUUGCAAGGUCUCACUGUUUGGAGAAAGUUUACACUAGGAAGCUGAAGCCAUUAAUGGGUGAAUAUGAUCAGAUUUCUCCACCAAGUUCUCAGCCUGAUAAAGAGAAUCCCUUGUUGUCAACCUAAUGAAGCAUUCAAAGAAGACAUAUGACUCUUUUCAGGAUGAACUUGAAGAUUAUAUCAAAGUGCAGAAAGCCAGAGGCUUAGAACCAAAGACGUGUUUUAGACAAAUGAGAGAGGACUAUUUAGAAACCUGUAGGUACAAAGAAGAGGUUGAAUUCAGACCCAGGUAUAGAAUGUUUGAUCAAAGAAUCCCAUCUGAAAGCAUCCAGACCCAUCCAAGGUCAUGCAGUAUUUCACAGACAGUGGGAAACCAGUUACCUCAGUGGCUGCCGGCUCAUGACAGCAGGCUGAGACUAGACUCCCUAAGCUACUGUCAAUUCACCAGGGACUGUUUCUCAGAAAAACAAGUACCUCUGAACCUUAGUCAGCAGGAGUAUAAUUAUAGCCCAUGCAGUGUAGAAUCUAGAGUUUACAAGCACCUCUCAGAAAACAGUACCAGUGCCCAUAAAGCCAGUCAUGAACGGACACAUCAGAAGAGAAAAAGGCACCCAGAAGAAGGCAGAGGAAAAUCAGAAGAGAAGCAGCCCAACCAUAAGAGGAAAAAAGGUUGUGAGGAAACAGAUUUAGACAAGAGCAUCCAAAAGAAAACAGAGGUAGAAACAGUCAGGAUCAGUACAGAGAAGCUUAAGAAUCAACGGGAGAAAAAGAGACGAGACGUAGCCUCUAAGAAAGAGGAUCGUAAGCAUAGAAAAGAGAGAAAGGAACAAGGCAAAGAAAGGACAGAGGAGGAAAUGCUAUGGGACCAGUCUAUCCUUGGAUUUUGAAGCUCUGAGGUUAAACUGAAAAAUCAGUGAGGAGCUUGGUUUUAUGAUGUUCAUAUUCAUAACACUUUUCUCAUGUAAACAACUAUUUUAACUUCUAACAAAGGCCAAGUGAACAGAAAGUAUUUGGGCCCUGGCCGGGUAGCUCAGUUGGUUGGAGCAUCGUCCUGAUAUACCAAGCUUUCAGGUUCGAUCCCCAGUCAGGGCACAUAU